Molecule: messenger RNA, 1554 nt
Organism: Colletotrichum paranaense
Lineage: Eukaryota; Fungi; Ascomycota; Sordariomycetes; Glomerellales; Glomerellaceae
Exons: 3
Coding region: 1-1554 (517 amino acids)
Source: RefSeq, a predicted model, not a curated record
AUGAUCUUUUUCUCAAACAAACCUGUUCAGGUUUUCGGGGCUCUGAUCAUCGCUCUCCUGGCCGCCGCCGUUUCCCUUCGCAGCACUAAGACCGAACGACAGCCUCCAGUCAUCGGUAAGAACAACACUGUGUUGUUUGUUACCAAUGUUGAGCAUGGGCUCUCGAACGUUCACGUUGCGACAGUCUAUUCUCUGUUAGAACGUCACCCAGAGAUCAUAGUCCAUUUUGCAUCAUGGCCCAAGAUCGAGCCCAAGAUCGACAGGAUGUCCGCCCACGCCCGCAUAAAAUCUCCGUCAUCUCGUCCCGCCAUCUUUCAUCAACUGCCCGCACCAAAGUCCUCCGACGCCUCUGGGUUCAACUUCACACCAAAUUGGAUACGCCCACCUGGGAUCCAAGGACUAAAAGGACUUAAUGAUGACAUGGCUAUGUUCGUCUCACGGUGGACGGGAGAAGACCACCUCAUGAUCCACAACCAUGUACAGAAACUCAUUAGAGAGAUCGAUCCCGCUGUCGUAGUACUCGAUAUGUUCCACCGGCCGGGGAUGGACGCGACCCGAGGCGAUAAUCGCUUGCACGCCAUCUUGUCGCCGAACGUUCUGGCCGACGUGUUCGGUGGUGCACAGCCCUGGCUCAGAGGUUUUUGGCAAUUCCCGGCCCUUGGCUCAGGCCAUGACUUCCCUGUUCCGUGGCGAGACAUUCCCUCGAAUAUCUACCAGAUGGGUAGUUUUGCAUGGGCCAUGCUAUUUAAUCCGGAGCUCGUCGAGAAGCGUAAGUUCCUAGCCAGCCACAAUCUCGAGGACCCAAUCGGCUUUUUCACCAUUCACCAGCCUGGAAACGGCGUGUUCAUCUCCCAAGACACAGCUGCUGCCUCCAUUCCGCUCAGCUCAGUUCCAGCCAACGUCACCACAACGGGUCCUAUUGUGAUUUCGGUCGCCUCGGCCGCAGAACAAGACAUUGAUUUAACGUUAUGGCUAAGGAGGGCUCCGACGGUACUUAUCAACCUUGGUAGUUUGUUUGAAUACGAUGCCGACAGAGCAAGCAGCAUGGCCGGCGCAUUAAAGGCUGUCCUGAGACGCACGAGUGUGCAGGUUCUGUGGAAGAUGAACACUUGUCUCGAUGAUAAAGAAUGGAGGCCCUUGGUGGAGGAAUUCAUUGCGAACGAUAGGCUCAGGGUAUUGAAGUGGUUGACGGUGGAUCCAGCUGCUCUACUCGAGACGGGCGAUAUCAUUGCUUCCGUCCACCAUGGCGGGGCUAAUUGCUAUCACGAAGCUCUCGCGACUGGCGUGCCGCAUCUCAUUCUGGCGACUUGGCUCGACUUGUAUAACUACGCCGCUAGGGUUGAGCAAGUCGGGAUUGGAAUAUGGGGCAACAGAAAAUCAGCCCCUGGCUUCUCUCUUGACGAGCUUAGUGAAGCCCUCUUGCGGCUCGUGGAUGGAGGGCCCGAAAGCGUCGCCAAAAGAGACAAUGCGAGGGCAAUACAGCAGACGCUUCGCCGUCCGGGCAGAGAUAUCGCCGCAGACGAAAUUGCCCGACUCGCUGCUAGAGGAAUUUGA